AUGCGCAAAAUAUUCUUCUUUUUGCUGCCUUUGAUUUUCUCGUUACAAUCACCCCCGAAGGUCUUUGCCGUUGUUCAAAAGUGGCCGGUAAAGUUGCAUUCAAACUCGUCCGUCUCUCUCGAAGGAGGAGAAAGUAACAACAUACUUUUUGAUUCAGACGUCACGACGAUAUACAACAAACUCACCGUUUACGCCGAUGCCGAUUUUGAUUUCUCGACUGAGUUUGAACUCGCGGCGAAGUCCUUGGAGGAAUUGGAAGUUGACGUUUUUGAGCAUGAGGCUUCACAGCCUUCGCCGCCACCGCCGAGCCCACCACCACCGCGGCCGAACCCACCACCGCGGCCGAACCCACCACCGCCGCCGAACCCACCACCACUGUCACCACCACCGACUCCCGUCACACCUAUCCCGGCCGCGAGCUGGCACGCGUUUGUCGCUGAGUGUUUGGCCGAAGCGCCGGUGACUGGCGAGUGCACAACGUGGACGUCUGGUAAUAAUUACGGGACGAUGCCGAAUUGGAAUACGAGUUUGGUGGAAGAUAUGAGUGGAUGGACUGGAAGUGCACAUGAAGGCUUUGGCGAUAAACGUACAUUCAACGGCGAUAUUUCGAAGUGGGACACAGGGAAAGUGACUAAGAUGUCCCGUGUGUUUUGGCAAGCUACUUCCUUCAACCAAGACAUUGGGGAUUGGAACACGGCGCAAGUGACUGAUAUGAAUUCUAUGUUUGUUUCCGCUUUUGCGUUCAACAAAGACAUUGGGACUUGGAACACAGAGAAAGUUACUAAUAUGAAAUUUAUGUUUAAUGGUGCUUCUGUCUUCAACCAAAACAUUGGGAGUUGGAACACAGAAAAAGUGACGACUAUGGAGGGAAUGUUUGUCCACGCUUAUGCGUUCAACCAAGACAUUGGGAGUUGGAAUACAGCGCAAGUGACUUCUAUGUAUGGUAUGUUUAAUUCCGCUUCUGCGUUCAACCACAACAUUGGGCGUUGGAACACAGCGCAAGUAACUACUAUGGCUUAUCUGUUUUCUUAUGCUUCUGCGUUCAACCACGACAUUUCCUCGUGGACCGGAUCCGCAGCGACGACGGUUCAAUAUGACAUGUUUUACGGCGCAACUGCGUUUCAAGCCAAAUUUACGUGCACCUACGCCAUCAUCGGACCGGUCAGCUCGUGUGUGCCUAAGUACCCGUUCGUCGUUCGAUGCUACUGGCAGCAAAAAGCUAAAAGCAAGGUUGCUCUUCGGCGCGAAAACGCGAACGUUUUCCUCUUAAAAUUUGCGCAUACGAGGGUUAUUCUUUUAAGUUCUAUUGAUAUAAAUAUGACGACGACGACGACGAGGAGGAGGAAACAAAAACGAUCCUCCUCUUCUUCUCUUCAUUCUUCUUCUUCAUCGUCAUCGGCACCUUCUUCAUCUUCUUUUCCCUCGCGUCGAGCGAUGAUGACGCUCCUUCUGCUCCUUUUCGGGACUAUUUCUGACGUAUUCGUCGUUCGCGCGACGUGGCCGAUCGUUCGGUACAAAAACGGGACGGUCGGGGUGAAGAACGACGGCGGCACGGUAAAAGUACAGAGUACGGAUUUAAUCGUCGACGGAAACUUGAGCGUUUCUGGGAGUUUAUUCCUACAAGAUCGAGAUCUCGCGGAGUACGAGGACAGAGUGUCGUUUCUCGAAGCGUCGAAAACACCGACGCCUCCGGUUUGUCAGCCGCCGGGUGGCGAUAAGUUACAGUUUGACGGCGAAAAGUGGACGUGCGUGUGCGUUUCUGAAUGGUGGAGCGGAGAUUCGUGCGAGACGCCACCACCGUGGGUCUGGAAGCAAAGACUUGGUCCGAUUGCAGAUCGUUCUGACGUUCUUGUUGCUUUCAAAGGUAAUUCUUCAGUCAUAGCAUUUGGAUCAGGUAAAAUAGAAGCUUUCAAUCUUACACAGAAUGGUGAUUUCGUGAUGAAGAGCGACGAGAGCGACAUUUUUCCACACACUCUAACUACUAGACGUGACUGGAACCAAGACGCGAUUGUGGGUGACUACGCUGUUGUAGGUUCUAUCGGUGCACAAUUCUAUAUCGCCGGUUCGUGGAGGGCAAUUGGCAUUGCUUGUGUUUUGAAAAGAAAAGUGGAUGGCGAAUGGAUUAAAGAGAAAGAAUUGACAGGGUGCUAUAGUAAUUAUAAGGGAACCUAUUGUAGUUAUGGUGGAGCCCAAGCACUUGGUAUAAAAGAUUCACACCGUGAAUUUGUAGUGUUCAAGGACGGAUUCAAAUCGUGUUCUCGGUGUUCUGGGACUGAGAAUGCCCCUGAAAUUAAAACGUUCGUAAGCAGCGGUACCAGCACGACAUGGACUACAAAGCAAUCGAUACUCUUGGAAGACUGGAUGACAAGAGUGGGCAGUUCAGAGGUUGAAUUAAAAACCAUCAGAAAUAUAUUACUGAACGACUUUGCAACAGCCACCAGGUACUUCAUGGUAGUUCAUGUGAGCCAUAUUAGUAUACAGUCGCACGGUAUUAGUCAGGAGCCAAAAGAGGAAAUUCGUCUGUACUCAAACGCAGCUCCUGGUGCAGACGCCAGUGAAUGGGUUUUUGAGACUUCGUGGUUCAUUUAUGGAGCGGGGAGUAACGUAAACUUGGCACUAACCUUCUCGGGGCCUGACAUUCUUGUCGCUGCUAUCGGAGCCGGGGAAAAGACGCCUUGGCCAGGAAGUGAAAACUCUUCCGAUUACGCUGCUUCUAAAUGCGCUCACGUUAAGGUUUACGAUUUAAAUACAAAAAAAGAGAUUCAGACGAUAACACUCCCUCAGUGCGCCGGACAAGUAACUUUGCAAGCAAGUAAAGACUUUCUGGUUGUUGGAAAUUAUUAUGACUUUGUGGUGUAUGUAUAUGAGCACUCAAAAGAAGCAGCGGGGGUGUUUGUUCACGUUGACACUUUGAAAGCCCCUGAUUCUCCAAGUAUGACGCGACGCGCAUCUACUCCGAGGGACGCGCAGUACGACGCUCGUACAGAUGUAAGAUUUGGACAGUACGUGGCUAUUAAUGCAAAAAAUGAUAUUCUCGUAUAUGCGAGUCAAGAAGAGAGUGUGAAUGCUACUCGAGGAGUCGUACAUCGCUUCCAAAGUAGGGAGCAGUCAGUUACGUCACCUCCACCGACUGAUUCUGUCACGAUAAACGGUAAACAACUUUACCAAGACUCGGACGGAUGGAUUUUGUUACUCGCGUAUGAACACAAAGCUGGAGAAAAUAACGCAUUCGUCUCGCAAACGGCUCCGUCGUCGCCGACCGAAGGGUAUUCGCACAUUUGGCUCGAGGAUUUGGGUUUGGCUGCGUCUGAUGUAGACAGCGUGAAGUUUUAUUGUAAAACGUCCGCGCAUUCUCGCGUGAUGCAUUUUUCGUCGAGCACGGAUUGGGUGAAAAAUGCUGUCGUAACCGGUACGUAUACGGGUAAUCAAGUUUCGUAUUGGACUUCCGGUACGACUAAAUUUUCAGAUCACACUGCAAAUCUCCCGGAUGCAGCAGAUCUUGGCGCAGCAUAUAACGAACUAACAAAUGCAAUAUUCUAUGUGGGCAACACAUAUCACUGGGGUAUGAAAAUUCAAGGAUCUCGAUGGGAAUGCGAUGACAUGUCUUUCAACACCGCCGACACUCUCCACCAGAUUUGGUUCAAACGCAAGUCUUCCAGUGGCGCGUAA
Bathycoccus prasinos is the source of this 3669-nucleotide messenger RNA. RefSeq lists its product with no specific name. Lineage: Eukaryota; Viridiplantae; Chlorophyta; Mamiellophyceae; Mamiellales; Bathycoccaceae. The transcript is spliced from 3 exons. Bases 1 to 3669 code for a protein of 1222 amino acids. The record is from RefSeq and is a predicted model, not a curated record.